AUGAAGUACCAAAAAGAAGUUGGUAACCAAAGCAAAUCAAAAGAAAUCAGUCAAAGAGUACAAAAUGAUAUUGAUCAAUUGUUGGAACGCUUACCAGUUUUAAAUGAUUAUUUUCAUUUGCACGAUAAGGUUGGAAAAGGAACUUUUAGCCAUGUUUACUUAGCAACAUCUAAAACAGACAAUUCUAAAAAAGAAUUUGCUAUUAAACAUUUAAUUCAUACAUGCGAUGAUUCCAUCAUACAAAACGAAUUGAAAUGUUUGAGAGAAAUCGGAGGACAAGAUAAUAUAGUUAAUGCUGAACUUUUUUUGACAAAUGGAAAAGAUUGUGUUACCUUUGUCAUGCCAUAUUUAUCACAUUUAAGAUUUGCAGAUUAUGUUAGUGAAAUGGAUGUCGAAGAAACUCGUCUUUAUAUGAAAAAUUUAUUCAUCGCAUUAAAAAGAGUUCAUUCAUUCAAUAUAAUUCAUAGAGAUGUUAAACCUGAUAAUUUCCUAUAUAAUAGACAAACCAAACAAUUCCUUCUCAUUGAUUUCGGUCUUGCACAAAAAGUUAGAGUCAAUAACGAAAAAGUCAAGGGUUGUAGCUCUUUCACAAAUGAAAAUUCAAACACGAAAAAACGUAAAAGAAGUUUAGACGUGAACGAUGGGGAAUUAAAAGUAGACGAUUCAAAACGUAUAAUAUUAAAAUCGAAAGAUAAUAAUAUUAAAUUAUGGGACAGAACAAAAAUUCAAAAUGAUGCUACCAACGAUGUGGACAAGAAAAGGAAAAAUUUUUCUCCGCAAAAGAGAACGAUCGAAGCAUCGAAAAUAUUAAGAGCGAACGUGUUGAACCCUGAAUCGACCCUUAAAAAAUCGAGACUUUUUAAUUAUUCAACUCUAUUAACGAACAAUAAGAAAAAAUUUAUCGAUUUAAACUCAUUGAAAAAUUCUCGGGUACAAAAACAAUAUCCUUCAACGUCUGCAAAUUCUACAUUUCAACAAACUUGUCCGUGCAACGGAAAGGGAGCAGUUUGUUUGCUUUGUUUAACCAAAGAUAAAAUGGAUGCACCCAGAGGGGGCACGUCGGGAUUUCGCGCACCGGAAGUUCUUUUUAGAUACCUGUAUCAAACGACAGCCGUCGAUAUAUGGGCAUCGGGAGUCGUCAUGCUUUGCAUACUUAGUAAAUGUUAUCCAUUUUUUAAUUCUUCGACGGAUUUAGUUUCGUUGGCUGAAAUAAUGACCGUAUUCGGAACCGGACGAACAAUCGAAGUCGCUUUAAAAUUUGGUCGUAGAAUAAUUUGCAACGAAACACGAAAAGGUGUCGAUUUGAAAAAAUUAUGUGGACGUUUAAGAGCUCGACCCCAAUGCAAAACGGAAUCCGAUGAUAAUUAUUUAUCGGAACCGAAAUGUCGCGAUUGUUUUCAAACGAUCAAAGAUGACGGUUGCAUAUGUCCUCCGGAUGACUCGUCGUCAUCGUACACGUCAUCGAAUUCCGGUCGAAACGAAGACGAAGUGCAAUUUCCAGAUUCUGCAUUCGAUCUUUUAUAUCGUUUGUUAGAUUUAGAUCCGACGACGAGAAUCACAGCAGAAGAAGCGUUGGAACAUCCAUUUAUUAAAGAACCAUGA
Pediculus humanus corporis (human body louse) is the source of this 1602-nucleotide messenger RNA. RefSeq names its product cell division control protein, putative. Bases 1 to 1602 code for a protein of 533 amino acids. The transcript has 7 exons. NCBI's taxonomy places the organism in Eukaryota, Metazoa, Arthropoda, Insecta, Psocodea, Pediculidae. Gene Ontology annotation, biological process: mitotic DNA damage checkpoint signaling; protein phosphorylation. Gene Ontology annotation, molecular function: ATP binding; protein serine/threonine kinase activity. The record is from RefSeq and is a predicted model, not a curated record. Gene Ontology annotation, cellular component: nucleus.